Diplodia corticola is the source of this 1848-nucleotide messenger RNA. RefSeq lists its product as uncharacterized. The record is from RefSeq and is a predicted model, not a curated record. NCBI's taxonomy places the organism in Eukaryota, Fungi, Ascomycota, Dothideomycetes, Botryosphaeriales, Botryosphaeriaceae. Gene Ontology annotation, biological process: double-strand break repair. Bases 1 to 1848 code for a protein of 615 amino acids. The transcript has a single exon. Gene Ontology annotation, cellular component: site of double-strand break; nucleus.
AUGAUGUCUACCGUUCGGAGUACAGUUCGGGGUACCGCUCAGUCCGCAACCGCUGCAAACACCGCCCCCGUCCACGAGUUCCGCUGUCUGUACACACACGACCUCCGCCGGAAGCAGAAACGAUGGCAAGACGGCUUCCUCAAGUUCCAUACAUUCAACAAACGGGUCAUGGUCUAUGACCAGCCGCGCAACUACAUCGGCGAUACACACUGGAAGGGUGGCGACACCCUCGACGAUGGCGAUGAGCUCACGUUGGAGAAUGGCGUUAUCGUGCAGGUCGCUGAGCCAGUGGCCGUAACCCAGACCGACUUGACCGAGCUCCUACAAAAGAAACCGAGGGACGCGCAGCAACAGCCAGCCCCGAUGAAUGUGAGACUGCCUGCUCUGGGCAGCGUGAGGUUGCCCACACCAGGCGUGCGGACCGCUGGCCUGACAGCAAAUGCCGCUCCACGACACAGGCCACUAAGCCAGCUACUCGGGACCCCAAAGGGGCCGCACGGAAGAGCUAUCAUUUCCACAAGGUCGCCGUUCGACGAGAGGCAGGACAAACUACAAAAAGCGGAUGAAUGGGCGGCAAAUGAGAGGGCUGCGAAGAGGCGGAGGGUUGCUGAGGCGGAGCAGACACGGAGUGCUGUGAAGGGAGUAAGAACACCGGUGCCAAAAGGUCGAGAACAGCAUGUGCAAGGAAGGACGCCUGAAAGGAGGGAACUGUUUUGCCAGAGCACCCCUCUUACGUCAAAGGCAGGAUACAACCCCCCAGGAGAGCUGAUUGAUCUCAUAUCGGAUGCCGAGGAAUUGGAGCCAGGAUCCGAUGUGACGAUGCCAAACACUCCGCCCGGUAUUGUGAGGCCUGUAGUGCGCUCUAGGGGGAAAAAGGUGGUUACGCCGCAAGUUCCCACUACCACUCUACCAACAUCUUCACCUCCGGUCAAUACGACGAGCAGAUUGGUUCGCAUUCAGGAAGAUUUCGAACUCAUGGAAGAGACCAUUGCGGGAACUGGAGAGCAGCCAGGGGAGGAAGAACCCCCAAAACGCUCGAAAAAACUGCGUCUGGCUUCAGGCCCCCGGCCGAAGAUGCUGCUCUGUCAGGAUGCGGAGCCAAAUAGGAGGCCUACUGCACAAGAGCGGCGACCUCAAAACGGGGCGGCACAAAAACCUCAAAGAAACAAAUUCGUUACUAAUGAACAGAACCAGCAAAGUCUUGGAAGGCCACAACAUCCCUCAGAUAUUCGCAAAUUGCAGAACGGUCUCACUCAGUCUUCGCCUCCAGAGCCCGAAAGAUGCGUUCCGCCAUUGGAUGGCAAUACUGAAGUCCAAAACCAAGAUGCACCUAUUCCAGCGGAAUUGAAUAACACCCUCGCUCCGCAGGGCAUAGUCAAACAAGACAAAGGCCCAACUCAGCCAUUUACAAAGCGCCUGCCAGCCACCGGGUCGACAUCGAAUCGACAUAAACCAGACCUCAGGAUCCAAGCCAUACAGGCUCAAGAAGGUCAGAAUCCUCUCGCACAAUCCAGACGAGCGCUCUCGGAGAACGAUAAGACAAAGAGGCCUUCAGCCGCAUCAGAAUCUUUCGAUGAAUCCAGACAGCCGGGCCAAGAGAAGUUGAAAGAACGUCUUGCACCUCAGAGACCGUUGCAGCGCUCCAUCAGCCUGAACGUGGCAGUGAAUCGCGGGCUUGACCGAGAAAUGACCCCGCCUUCGCCCGUUGCAGACACGGAUGUUGGGCCUUGGAGCACCGAGGCAUUGGAUUUGUUUGAUUGGAGGCCGCCCGGGUACGUGUUCCGCGGGCAAGGGAAAGGAUUCGGGCCGGCCGAGAACGAAACUGUUGACAAUGCGAUUGCUUCUUAA